Exophiala xenobiotica is the source of this 1591-nucleotide messenger RNA. RefSeq lists its product as uncharacterized. The coding region runs from base 221 to 1522 and encodes 433 amino acids. Lineage: Eukaryota; Fungi; Ascomycota; Eurotiomycetes; Chaetothyriales; Herpotrichiellaceae. The record is from RefSeq and is a predicted model, not a curated record. The transcript has a single exon.
GUCUUCCCCACCUAACGAUGUCCGUAUGAUAUAGUACCACAGUAACACCACUCCUAUCCACCUCGACAUAUACACAGAUGUCAAGAAUCAGCCUCGGGCGUCACCACUGUGUCUAGCGACUCGUGUAACCCAAGUCUAACCAAGUCUUCCCGACCUCUACCACCUCCAGCAGCGAUCAAUCCCAACUUCCCCACCAAAUCACAGACCCUCCGUCGCAAGCAUGGAAUCCAAACUAACUCCCCUCUUCGAGGAUGUGGUUAAGCAGCAGAAAACCCCCGGCAUCGGUGCCAUGCUAGUCACUUCGAAAGGCGACUUCCUACUCAAACAGACGUAUGGAACGAUCAACCUCGACGACCCCAACGCGGCGCCCUUCGACGCUGACACCACGAUGCAAAUCUUCUCGUGCACGAAAAUCAUCACAUCGAUCGCCGCCCUGCAACUCAUGGAGCAAGGCAAACUAUCGCUCUCGGAUCCCGUGGAGCAAUACGUGCCCCGGAUCUCCAAGAUCCAAGUCCUCGAAUCACUACCCCCAGCAACAUCCGAACCAGUCCUUCGCGCGCCAAAGUCCAAACCCACGAUCCUCCAACUCCUCACGCACACGACGGGCUUUUCGUACGACUUCUUCGACCCCCUGACCGCUCAGUACCGGCAACACACGGGGCGCAGAGCGGGAGGAUACUCGGACCCAUCAGCCUGGGCGGACUUUGAAACGCCCUACAUCGCCGACCCGGGGACAAAGUACGUCUACGGCGUGAACACGGACUGGCUGGGCGCCGUCGUGCAACAGAUCUCCGGCCUCAAACUGCCCGAUUACAUUGACCAGCACAUCCUGAAGCCGCUGGGCAUGAACGACACGGGCGCCUUUCUGGACCCCAACAAGCCGAAACUCGUCAUGCACUUCACCAUCGAGGGCAAACUGGUCGCCGUCCCAAGCUCCAAGACCAACGAAGACCCCGAACUCUUCGGCGGCGGAGCAUACCUGUAUUCCACGAUGAACGACUACGCCAAAUUGCUGGCCACGCUCCUCAACAAGGGGACAAGCCCGCGGACUGGCAAAUCCAUUCUCAAGCCGGACACGGUCCAGAAUUUCCUCUUUACGGACCACCUGUCGCCGGACAUCGAUCGCAGCUUACUCGGUGAAAGCGGCGACGCGAUCCCUCUGGCCUCGUCGCAGGGUUGCUUCCUGCCCAGUUUGCCGCAUCGUUCGCGCGGCUGGUCGUGCGGGCUGCUGCUGAACCACGAGGAUCUGGCGUAUGGUCGGAAAAAAGGCAGUGGGGGCUGGGCGGGGCUGGGGAAUUUGUAUUACUGGAUCGAUCCGUCGAGUGAUAUUGCGGGCAUGGUGUGUACGGGUAUCCUGCCCUUCUUCAAUAAGGAUGUCCUAAGGUUGUUCGAUCAGGUGGAGCGUGUGGCGUAUGGGCAUGAGCCUGCGGGUCCGGGGACGGAUGAGAAGGAGAAGGGAAUGAUGAACCACAGAGUAGGGGGGCCACCUGCGGAAUCGACUACUGGUAAAGCGAAAAUAUAAUGCAGAGUUUUAUAGUAGUUAUUGUUACCAGAUGCUAGAGGCUGUAGGCCGUAGCUGGGAAUAUCAUUG